Messenger RNA from Electrophorus electricus (electric eel), 2130 nucleotides. RefSeq names its product GPALPP motifs containing 1 (gene gpalpp1). The record is from RefSeq and is a predicted model, not a curated record. NCBI's taxonomy places the organism in Eukaryota, Metazoa, Chordata, Actinopteri, Gymnotiformes, Gymnotidae.
AUGAACGUGGAUUAUGUUACUCCUUUCAUCGUGUUUGGACCCUGGAUCAUUGGAAUAGUGAAAAAGUUUCUUUUCUAAAAUGUUUAAAUGUGAAACAUAUAUUUCAAACCAAAGAACUGAUACAUUGGUGUCAUCCCUCGCAGAUAUACGCGGUCAUAUUUUUUACCCUUUUUGCUUUCUGUAGUUCCGUCAGAGGCGCUAGGAGACUCGAUUUGUGAAAUGGAACAGAAUCAUUUACAACACUGUCUCAUAACUACAAUUAUCUGCAUUGGUGGUGUCGAGUGUACUUUGCUUGAAGGCGUUGUAAACUUGUAAUUUAUGUAACAUAUUAGAUUUGUAAAAAAUUAUUUUGUAAUGCAGCCAAAUCUAUGACCAUGUCGAACAACACCGUUAUGGGACCCGCUUUACCACCAGGGAGGCAAAACGACAAAAAUAAUGAAUCCGAUGAAGACGACACAAUUAUAGGUCCAGCGCUACCCCCACUUUAUAAACCAUCCAGGUCCCCCAGUUCUUCGGAAGACGGCGAUCAAGAGAUCGUGUUUAAAAGGGCCAAAUACUCUGGAUCAGAUAAUGGUCUACCCUCAAACAAGUCUGGCAGUCUUGAUGAAGCGCCCAGGAAGGUUGAUGCAGUAGAUGAGGACGAUGGUUUCUUUGGGCCAGUACUGCCUCCGGGAUAUAAAAAGCAAGACAGUUCACCAGAAAGGCAACCCGUACUCGGACCCGCACUGCCUCCGGGCUUUAAAAAACAGGAUCAUGAGGAGGAGGAGGAGGACAGAGAAAAGGGGGUCAUAGGGCCGGCGCUGCCUCCAGGCUACAAAGCAGAAUCUUCCAGCAGUGAAGGUGAGGAGGAUGCGAUCGGGCCCAUGCCAUCGAAAGGUGCAUUGCAGUGCUCUGUAGCACUGGACUUUGAAAGAAGGGCACAGAGGAUGAAAGACAAGCUGAUGGGCCUAGACGAGGAACCCGAAAAGCUGGAGAGAGAGAGCUGGAUGAUGGAGCUGCCCCCUGAGCUGCAGCAUGUGGGCCUGGCCCCACGCACCUUCAAGAAGAGGGCAGGGCCUGAGGACAAGGACCGCUCCAUCUGGACGGACACGCCUGCAGACCGUGAACGGAAGGCCCGGGAGCGACAAGAGGCUAAAGAGAGGGGUGAGCCAGCAAAAGCUGACGGCCCUCGUCUCUCCCGGAAAGAUCUAGAAAUGGCCGAGAAGGUGUCAAAGUACAACGAUUCGAAGAGAGGCGAGUCUCUCAUGAGCAUACAUGCUAAGAAAAUGAAGAAGAAAGCUGAGGAAGACUCCUCAAAGCCUGUGGAGAGAAGGCCCUUUGACAGGGACGCUGACUGCAGGUCAACCCGAUUUGACGAGGCCCAGAAGAAAGCCUUGCUGAAGAAGUCCCAAGAGCUGAACACGCGGUUCUCUCACAGCAAGGAUCGAAUGUUCCUCUGAGGAGAGCUCACCACAGAAGACAUGCUGCAGGGAUUGCUUGAAACGUCAGUCAAACUUUGCUAGCUAAUGUGGCUAAGUGUCAGUGAAAGUUAGCCACAUUAGCUUUGAUUCACUGUUAAUCAUGUAAGCAUUUUUUAUUCUGCUUCUGUAGACACAGCAAAUUAUUUGAUUCUUGGGUUGGGAAGAUGACACUGGUUUCUAUUUAAGUUAGUUCCAACUUAAACUCAACAAAAUAGAAAUUAAAACAAUAGAUUGAACCAGUUAAGUUGCUGAACCUAUAAGCCACAUGAACUGUAAAAUACCUUUCUAAAUAGCAAAUGAUGUGAAUAUCAUUUUACUGUUUCCAUUUGUCAAAUAUUGAACAGUGCAGUUUUCCUAAAUAUUAAAUGCUGCACAGGUGCAGAAGGUGACUGAUCAGCAAAUAUCCCAAUAACAGUUUAAAGGUGUACAGGAAUAUUUACUAUGUUUUGGAAAAGUUGGGUGACUUGUAGUAUUUUGUAGUAUAUACGAUUCUAAAUAGUCAUUUGCAUUCAUUUCAGUAUGCCGUUGUUUUUCAUGCUUUGUAUAUUGUCAACCAUAGACUUGAAAUAAACUAAAUGUUCAUGGAGGUUUGCGUCAGAUUGUUUCCCCUGAAACUCUUGCAUUCUGUGAUGUAUUAAGAAACAUUAAUAAAGUGAAGUUUUGAACUAAA